AUGUCGGUCGGGAACACUAAAUUUAUAGAUAGCGUAAAUUAUUAUUUGCCGAUGCGAUUAUCUGAUUUGCCCAAAGCUUUCGGACUAAAGGAUACAUUGGAUAAAGGCGUCUUUCCCCAUUUACUUAAUACAAAGGCGAAUCAAAUAUACAUCGGUCCGAUACCCGACCUAUCGGGUAGCGAUGUUUCCUAUGCGACCACUGAAAAACAUAUCGCGUGGGUCGAGAGAAUCGGACGAUAUUAUUCUCCCGAUCAAAUGAAGCCCGAAGAACGGUUUACGAAAUGGUACGAGAAAAUGAUACGGUCAAACUGUAUUUUUAAUUUUCAACUCAAAAUUGUUAAAUAUUGCUGUAACGAUGUAGAUAUUCUCCGUCGCUCGUGCAUGACGUUUAGAAAGAUCUUUCUAGAAUGCGAUAAUGAAGCUAGCGGAUGGUCGAACGAAUACGGGGACAACGAUGUCGAGGUACGAUAUCUGAAGGAAUACGAAAAAACUGAGGGUAUCAUUCUCGACAGAAAUAACAUUGCACGGAAUCCGCUUGGUUUACGCUCGGUCGCUAAGCUUUAUCUAAAUUUAUUUUGGGGAAAAUUCGGCCACCAAUCUGCCAUCAAACCAAUCUGCCUAAUACCGAGAUCUACAAGUAAUCCGAAUGAGUACGAACCGUGUAUGGGUAAUUUUCUGGGCGAUAUGAUGGACGAACUCGAGAGCUACGGUUGCGGAAGUUAUAUCGAGUCGUUCGUUUCGGGUGGCUCAAAAUUUUACGCGUAUAUCGUUCGGACACCAGAGAGACAUGAAUAA
Molecule: messenger RNA, 795 nt
Organism: Acromyrmex echinatior (Panamanian leafcutter ant)
Lineage: Eukaryota; Metazoa; Arthropoda; Insecta; Hymenoptera; Formicidae
Source: RefSeq, a predicted model, not a curated record